This is a messenger RNA of Leptidea sinapis, 7898 nucleotides long. Its product is annotated as oxysterol-binding protein-related protein 9. NCBI's taxonomy places the organism in Eukaryota, Metazoa, Arthropoda, Insecta, Lepidoptera, Pieridae. Gene Ontology annotation, molecular function: sterol binding. The record is from RefSeq and is a predicted model, not a curated record. The coding region runs from base 93 to 2189 and encodes 698 amino acids. The transcript is spliced from 16 exons. Gene Ontology annotation, cellular component: intracellular membrane-bounded organelle; cytosol; membrane.
UCGUAUGGAUUCCUGCGGUGGCUCGCCAGCCGCUGAAAAAAAUUCUUCGUCUUUAGUUUUCAUGAAUUUUUAAGUUAAUUUUGGUGUUAAUAAUGAUGGAGGGGUCUCUAAGUAAAUGGACAAAUGUGAUGAAGGGGUGGCAGUAUCGCUGGUUUGUGCUGGACGAGAAUGCUGGUUUACUCUCGUAUUACACGUCAAAGGAGAAGAUGACGCGCGGCGUGAGGCGUGGCUGCGUGCGGCUGAGGGCAGCGGUGAUCGGCAUCGAUGAUGAGGACGACUCCACCUUUACCAUCACCGUUGACCACAAAACCUUCCAUUUCCAAGCCAGGGACGGUUCAGAGCGCGAGCGCUGGGUUCGCGCGCUGGAGGACACGAUAUCCCGGCAUGGGCGGCGGGAGCGUUGGUCCCGCUGCGUGCCCGCGCCCCGCCACGGAGACCUGGAGCGACGCAUCUCCGAGGCCGACGCCUACCUGCAGAUCAUGAUCGAGCUCGUCAACAAAGUUAACACGAGAGUGACAGAGCUGCAAGAUCCGCACGAGAGAAACAAAGGACAAGUUAUACUGGACCACUCCAACGCCAUGUUGGAUAACAUUAAGCAUUCCAUAGUACUACUUCAAAUAGCUAAGAACACAGUAAACCCCGUGAACGGCGUGUACCAAGGACCAACAACGUUAUCACAGUCACAUAUUAAAGGUAUUGAUUUGUCUCCCCGCGUCGAGCUGGGUUCAGAAUGUCGUGAGCUGGCAGCACCGACGAUGCCGCUAUCGCCCAUAGAUUCGGCAAGACAACCGAUGUCGCUCCUGGUACCAGACACAUCGUACUCAUCGUCGGAAGGUGAGGAGGACUUCUACGACGCUGACGAGGAGCCCAAUACGCACACUGACCCAGCGCCGAGUGGCAGUCGAGCGUGUAGUGCGGCAAGUGCUGCAGAAGACGCGUCACCUUCGCCGGGGCCGGUCGAUCUUCCGCGCACCAGGGAUGGGGAGAUCGAUUACGAUGCUCUGUAUGAAGAUGACUCGGACAGUGACCUGGGCUCGAUGGAGAACCACGGCUCGGUGGUCACACACCUCCUGUCGCAGGUCAAGAUCGGAAUGGAUCUCACAAAGGUAGUGCUCCCGACAUUCAUACUGGAGAGGCGGUCACUGCUGGAGAUGUACGCGGACUCGUUUGCACACCCCGACCAGUUUGUUAAGAUAGUGGAUAUGCCGACGCCCCGCGAGCGCAUGGUACAAGUAGUGCGGUGGUACCUGAGCUCGUACCACGCCGGCCGGAAGUCGCAGGUCGCCAAGAAGCCCUACAACCCCAUCCUGGGCGAGGUCUUCCGCUGUCACUGGGACUUAGAUGGUGUGGAACCUGUAACUGAGAACAGAGAAGAAGUCGGCGACGGGCCCGUGCCGUGGUGCAGCCCGGACCAGCUAUCGUUCGUCGCCGAGCAGGUGUCCCACCACCCGCCCAUAUCCGCCUUCUACGCGGAGCACGUGAACAAGCGCAUCCAGUUCGAGGCGUACGUGUGGACCAAAAGCAAGUUCCUGGGCCUCUCCAUCGGAGUUCACAACAUCGGCAAGGGUGUGGUCACUCUGUUAGACCUGGGAGAGGAGUACACUCUUACAUUCCCUAAUGGUUACGGCAGAUCAAUACUGACAGUGCCCUGGAUCGAGCUGGGCGGGUCAGUGGUGCUGGAGUGUGUGCAGACCGGCCUCAGAGCCAACGUGGAGUUCCUCACGAAGCCCUUCUACGGCGGCAAGAAGCACCGCGUCACCUGCGAAGUAUUCGCCGGCACGGAGAAGAAGCCCUUCUACAGCGCGCAGGGCGAGUGGAACUCCAGGAUGGAGGGCCGCUGGAACGAUACCGGGCGGACUGAAGUAGUAUUCGACGUGACGGCGAUGAGAGCGCGGCGCAAGCGAGUCGCUCCGAUCAGCCGGCAGCCCGCCAACGAGUCGCGGCACGUGUGGCGGCACGUGACCGCCGCGCUCAGGGCCGCCGACACCGACGCGGCCACGGCGGCCAAGCGGCGUCUCGAGCAGGCGCAGCGGGACUCCGCCAAGAGACGACUGGACAACGAAGAGGCCUGGAGCACGCAGCUAUUCAGUCGAAAAGGAGAAGAUGAGUGGGAAUAUAACACACCGCUAAGAAAACGUAUUGAACCCAAAUCAACGCCACUCCGCGCAGCCGACACCGAAACUAGAUAAUGUAGCCCCGACACCCCCAAAUUGGACUUUAUCACACAUAGUUUAAGGUAGAAAUUUCUACGAAAGUUUAGAUCUAUUUAUUAUUUUUCAAGAUGCACUAUCGUUAGACGCUUACGAAAUUUUUGUGAGUAAAUUUCAGUGGUUGAUAGUUGUAACUAAGUAAAAAAAUAAAGAUAUCGCAAUUUACGUGGAUUGAGUCAGAUCUUGAGUGAAUGAGUAUGCAAAAUAUCGCUUCGCUACUGUUGUAAAUGGGAGAUUGGGACAUUUAUUUUAUUAUAAGUGUAUUUUAGAAUACUAAAAGUGAUCAUGUGGUUAUCAUUUAUUAAGAUCUACUAAGGCAAUUGUCCAUGAUCUUAAAAAGCACCGCAGAUGUUUCUAAUGUAUACGCGCUUUUACGGACACGUACAAUACUGAUGCGUGCGCGUCCAUAACAAAGUGUCAAUGACAUUAUUACCUAUCUUUGAACAUAAAUAUUAAAUAGGUCUGUAAGACGUCACAAGUUACAAAUCAUUGGCUUGGUGAAGUCACGGACUAUGGAAGCCUUUAAAUAAAUAAUAACAUUAAAUCAAAGUUAAGGACGUUAACUGGUCUUUGUACCAGUACUGAGGUAAAACAAUAUGAAAUAUUCACUUUUAUUUAUCCUCUUCAAGAAAUACAAUACUAAUAAUUUAAUAAUAUCUGAACAAAGUAAUAUAUACGAAUCAAUUAUAAACCGGCUCCAUGCUUGAUCUGAAUCGAGACCGUACCACCCUAAUGGUGAACUUCCGUACAACUGUUAAUAAGGGUUUAAAAAACACUCCGUUGUCAGUUAAAGAAAGGGCGCCAUCUUGUUAAAAUAUAUGAAUUAACUUAUUUUAUUUUAAACUAAUUUAAAAUAAAAUAAGUUAAUCUGUAUUUCUCGCAGUUUUACUUUAUUUUUUAUCUUCUGCUGUGGUGUUCUACAAAAGUAAUAUUAUUUAUUGUAUAGUGAUAGAUCUCCCGUACUGUACAAAUAAAAAAAACAGCUUAAUAUAAUGAAUGUGUGACAUAUUCAAGCUUCUUAAAAGAGAUUUAUUAAUGUGAGUCUCAGUCCAUCUCAAUAUAUUUAAAGAUCACUUGCGAAAAUAAUAAAUGUUAACCUUAAAACAAAAACUAGAUUUUAAUUUUACAUUUUUACUUAGUUUAUCCGUCUAAAUUUUUUUAUUAUAUUAUUGUGUACAAUUUGUACAUGUAUAUGAAAUGAAACGUAUAAACACGAAAAAUAAAUCUGUGAAUGAUCAGUAUAUUUUAAUUUUUUAUUGAUAAAGCUGGAAAAGUAAAGCAAAAUGGUUAUCUCAUCAGGUUAUACUUCCAAUGAGAAGAUGUACUAUGAAAAAAUAUCUACAUGUACAUGUAGUAACAUUUUAAGUUCUGAUAUCGGUUCGAAGGACCAAAAAUUUUAUGAUUCGAACUUUUUACUUUUAAGCCUUGUUAUAAUUUGACGUGAAAAGCUGAUGAAUUUCGAUGUUUUUUUUUACAUGAAUUCUUAUUUUAUUCGUACAUUAUUUAGAAUGCAUAGUAAAAAAUUCUGUCCAAAGGAACUGUGAAACUGUUUAAAGCCCUUGUUCACGAUACUGCGCCAAUAAAACUGUAGCUCCAGUCCCGAUCAUUGGUAUCAUUAAGAAAGUCAUUUAUGUUAUAGUAACCUUUACCAUACAAAUGUUUAUUUACAAUUCUUUUGAAUUUCGUAAUACAUUUGUUUUGAACAUUUUCUGGGAUCUUGUUGUAAAAGCAUAUAGGUACAUCGCCCCACAAAAGACUUACUAACUCGACUUAGCCUAGUACUAGGCAUUAUAAGUUUAUAUCUGUUCCUGGUGUUAACAUUAUGGUUAUGAGAUUUUCUAGCAAAUUCACUUAUCUAAAUUGUUUACAUUGCCUGGUAUGACAUUUGACUUCAGUCAUUCUUAUUUGAAUUAUCAAAUCGACCCAUAGGCGGGAUGUGAAAUUGUCAUAUUAACGUGUGUGUGACGUCACCGGCAGUCGAAAAUCAGCAAUCGGUAGUACUGGUGAUUUAUGAAAUGACUGCUUGGAGUCUGACGUCACCAAGAUGGCGCCCUGUCCCAUUCUCAUAUACCAGCGUAUAGACAAGAAACGUGCGAAAUAUAAGAACAUCUCUAACGCUAAUCAGCAAGAUAGAAAAUGAAAGCGAAUAUUUUGUAACUAACCGAUUUUGAUUGAUAAGCCGUAAACAGUUGUUUUAGGAAUUGCUGUUCAGCUUCAAUAUGUUCCAGUGGAUGUCGACCCAGUAUGGGAUCAUAUUGUUAUUGCACUUAUUUCCUUAAUGGGAGCACUUUUUAUAAUUAUUCUACUGAACAACACUAAUUAUUUUAGUGAUUUUUUGUCUUAUUUUAAUGCUGAACACGAUGGUGCAAAAGUUCCAACCAUCGGAACCGUUAGACGAAACAAUACACUGAUAGAAGCUGAUGACCAGUAUAAAACAAAUCAGUCUACUUAUUGGCAACAUAACAAUAACAACUCCAAUAUAGAACUUUAUUUUGAUGAUAACAGUGAUUUAAUACAAUAUGAAAAUUGUGAAGAUGAAAAUCUCGUAAGGGAGAUAGUCGAUGAAUUGAAGAAACUAAUAAACGAAAGAAAAUCAAGUAUUAAUUCGUUUGAAUUACACAAUAUAGUAUCUGAUUAACAAGACACAGAAAAUAAUCGCAGUAGUAAAGUAUUCCUAAAAAAAAUAAGUAAAAUAAUUUAAAUGGAGGAGAGAGUAAAUAAAGUAUUGAAGAUAUUAAAGCUUACAUCACUCUAUCUAUCAUUAAAGAAACCAUAAUCAGUCAGCCACGCUUGGCAUUACCUUCUUAAAUAUUUAACUCAAAUUUGUCACGCAACAUCGGGUUGUCCGGCAGUUUAUUUCUUUUAAGAUAAAAUUGUCGUCAUCUGUAUGUGUUUUAAGUCGACAUAGCCACCUAAUAAUAUUAAAGGUCAAAUACACACUAUGAGAGAAUUUGUGAUUGUGUGAACGAGACGCACUCAUGCACGUCGACUGUUAUUUUGUUAGUUAGUUAAUAACUGAUUAAUAUAGAAUAGCCUGACGGCAGAAUCAUUUAAUAUUAAAAGUGCGCAACAACCAAUACCUAACUAAAAAGGAAAACUGAAUUAAGAAUAUCGUAAAGUUUUUAAUAAAAGGUGACAAGUUGUAGUUUUUGUAUCGCCGGGUAUUAGAGUUCGAAGUUUAAAAUGAAUUCAAUAGUGAAAAUAACGACACCAUAGUCACAGUAUAUAUAUAUCAGCUUAAGCAGUAUGGAAACUACGUACAAAUGUGAGAUACGUAGGUCACACUAAAAGAUUUGCGUAACUUAAAAAAACAACAUGUUAUAACCAAAAUAUUAUGUUUAUUGGUUUUCAAAAUACUCUCCUUUACAUUUUAAACAUUUAUUCAUGCGAUCGGACCAUUUCUUAAAACAGGAGGACCACAGCCCUUCACGAAAUUCGUCAUGUAAAGAAACCCGACCUCUCUCAAAUUCUGCAAAUCAUCGCCUCACGGUCCACAAGCGAGGCGCUUCUCUCCCAAAAGCAUUUCGAAGACGAGCGGCACAGUCUUGCGGAGAGAGAGAACUUUUAAAAUCAUAAAAAAUCAUCGCUCUAAAAUCUCUUCUACUUAAUUCCAUUUUCGUUGGGUACGUAAAACUUUUAUGUGUGAUAAAAAACAACUGACAAAUGAUUUCCCGCCAUAUGUUCUUUUAUUACUAAGAAGGUUGCGACGUUUCAAAAAAUAUGACAUUAGAAAUUCAAAUAGUUCCGAUUUGCUAGAAGUGCAAAACUUUUAGUGUGCCCCAUGUAUAACGCACGCACACAUAAGCAGGUGUCAUGCAUGACUCAACGCGGCACGCGCAGGGCUCCCGCGAGUAAAAACACUGUGAUGUCCGCUUAUUGCAUAGACCAAGUAUAGUAACUAGACUAAUUGAUAGCUUCCGUCUCACUCACACGAGAAAAAGAAAAACUUAUGCGAGUCUUAUGUAAAGAAAUGAGAUAGAGUGAUUAGAUUUUUUGUUUCGCCAUGCGUGCCGGUUUUUUUAAGGUCAGCACACCCGGUGUGCUAAACAAACUUGACAGCGCUGCACAGAAAACUUGUGAAACGUGUGAAAUAUCAACUAUUUAUUCAACUUCAAUGACAAUUUUAAGUAGAAUCGAAGGAAAUAUGGUGCGAUGUUGUGUUUGUUUGUGUUAUAUUAUGUACCUAUAUAUGAUAUUAUCUGUCUCAUGUUGGCCACGUCAAACCGAUAUCUAGUUACUAUACUUGGUCUAUGGCUUAUUGGCCUUGUUUAGACCUGCGUCUGUAUGCGUGCGUCGGUUCGAACGUUUGUGCUUCGUUUCUUUACUGCUUUAGCGUAUAAUAUUAUAUAUAUACUGUGCCAUAGCCCAAAUGAAAUCAUCAAUUUAUUAUCAGCUUGGGUAUUUGGUAGUUAACAGACACUCUCAAUCAUAAUUGUGGCUGUGUUUAUAGAAUGCGCUGUUAGAGAAUCAAAAACAAAAUGGCGGAUUAGUCGUGUUUCAUUUAUGGUUGUAUUCUUUACCAGCGCUGUCGAUAUAAUAUAUUUGUUAUAAAUUAUAAGCUAAUAGCAGAUUUUAAAUUUGUAAAAAUACUUUUAAGUAUUAUUUAUCUUGGUUUUAUAUUUGAACAAUUAUUAUAAUGUAUGUUUUAAUUAUUGUGAAUUAUGCUGAAUCAUAGAAGUUUUAAAGUUAUGCACGCCGUUUUUUGGAUAAACGUCCUCCUUGAAAAGCUUAUUUUCUUUGAUCAUUUAUACAUCUAGAUAGACAAUGACAGCUGUGAAAACGUCGAAAAAAAUUGACUUUAGAACUAACCUUUAUUUAGAACAAUUCACGCACACUAACACAGUGUCAUACAAAUCGCGAGUGUAAGACGUAGCUUGUCACGCACACUAAACUAAUAUUUUUGGCCUGUUUUUAUCGGUUGUAUUACAGCAAGAGAUCUCUAUCUAGAUGUAUAAAUUGUAUAAGUUUAUUUCAGUUCAAUCAUGUUACGGCUUGUAUGUUAUAAAGCAUUCAUGUCACAAGUAUUGUACAGUGUGAGAUUUUUUACCUAUUCGAUCGCGCAAAAGUUAACUACGAUUUGUAUGGCAUCAAAAGAGCGCCAUCUAGUGACUGAGGAUAUAAUCAUAUCGCUCUUUCGCGCGUAGUUUUCUUUUACGCCUUCGAAUAGGUAAAAAAUGUCAGUAUAUUUUCUGAAAAGUAUACAUACCACGCGUAAGAGUUCUCAAACGGGCCGUGAACAAUAAAAGUAAAUUAUUUCCACGUUCCGUUUUUUUUUUCUUUAUUUACUCUAUGGUGGUAUUGCUAACCAGACAGUGUACAUGAUACAAUAUACUUAUUUACAACUCUUCAGACUUCAUGUCACAUUAUGCAUUUUUAUAUUCACGAACAUUGAAAGCUAAUAGUCGUAUUAUUGUUAGGCGACUAUAAAAGCGAAGCACAUAAAUUUGCGGUCAAUGACCCGUUUCGUUUUCUGUUUGUUUUUUACUAAAUAAUAAAAACUUCUAUGAUUCAAACAAAAGUGUAUUCUAUAACUAGACGCACGCAGUCCAAUUUGCAAGACACGUUUCGUAAAAAGACUGACGCAACACGAUAGUUUGACUGUACACCAACACCGCAACGUUAUACGAAGACACAAUCAAUUUCCAUGUUACAUUACGUUGAAUAUUUAAAUAAAAAUCUAAAUUAUUU